UCCAGCCAGCGUCCUCUUCACUCCUCAUCAUACAACAACAACAAAUACACACAUACAUACAUACAUACAUACAUACACACACAAUGGCGUCUGAUAUGCAAUUCACAGACAAGGCUGCCACGAUCCUGCAGGAGUCUGCCAGGCUCGCGACCGAGUACAGUCAUCCGCAGCUGCAGCCGCUGCACUUCCUCGCCGCGAUGGCGAUGCCGGAGGCAGACGGGGGCCCGCCAUACCUCCGCGUGGUUGUCGAGAAGGCCCGUUAUGAAUGGGCGCCUCUUGAUCGACUGAUUAACAAACAUAUUGUGAGAAUCCCCGCACAGAGCCCUGCUCCAGAUCAAGUCCUUCCAUCCCCCACCGCCGCCAAGGUUCUGCAAGGCGCGAGCAAGGUCAGCAAAUCACAGAAAGACUCGUUCAUCGGGCAAGAUCACAUCCUGCUCGCGCUGCUGGAAGAUCGUUCGGUACAAGAUCUGCUCAAAGAAGCCAGCAUGCGGAGCGAAAACAUCAGCACGGCCGUGCAGAACCUGCGCGGCAACAAGCGCAUCGACUCGCGCACCGCUGAUACGUCAGAGGAGUUUGAGUUUUUGAAAAAGUACGCGGUUGACUUGACCGAGCUUGCGCGUCAGGGUAAGCUUGAUCCGGUGAUUGGUCGCGAAGAAGAGAUCCGUCGGUGCAUCCGAGUUCUCUCGCGCCGGAUGAAGUCCAACCCCUGUCUUCUCGGCGACCCAGGUGUGGGAAAGACCAGUGUUGUCGAGGGCGUCGCGCAGCGGAUUAUUGACGGCGACGUGCCGUCUGUGCUGGCGGGAUGCCGACUGAUGUCGCUCGAUCUCGGCGCGCUCAAGGCCGGCGCAAAGUACCAAGGCGACUUUGAGGAGCGUGUGAAGGGCGUGUUGAAGGAGAUUGAGGACGCGAAGGAGAUGAUUAUCUUGUUUGUGGACGAGAUCCACAUGCUGAUGGGCGACGGCAAGAGCGACGCCGCAAACUUGCUGAAACCCAUGCUUGCGCGCGGCAAGCUGCACUGCAUUGGCGCGACGACCGUCGAGGAGUACCGCAAGUACAUUGAGAAGGACGCCGCGUUCGAGCGUCGGUUCCAGAAGGUUGACGUGCGGGAGCCGACGAUCCGCGAGACGGUCGCGAUCCUGCGUGGGUUGCAGGGCAAGUACGAGCUGCAUCACGGCGUGCGUAUUCUCGACAACGCGCUCGUGACGGCGGCGCAGUUGGCGUCGCGGUACCUGACUUAUCGACGUCUGCCUGAUUCUGCGGUCGAUUUGAUUGACGAGGCGGCGGCGUCGGUUGCGGUUGCGCGUGAUUCGCGACCGGAGCAGUUGGAUACGCUUGAGCGACAGCUGCAGCUGGUGCAGGUCGAGAUCUCUGCUCUUGAGCGCGACACUUCCGACGCGGCCAAGACCGACAAGUCGACGAAUGACCGACUGCAGGCGGCGCGGCAGAAGGCUGCGAGCUUGGAAGAGGAGCUGACACCGUUGCGCGAGAGAUUCCAUAGCGAGCGCAAGGGACUCGAGGAGCUGAACAACUUGAGGAAGCGACUCGAGGAGCUCGAGUACAAGGCGCAGGAUGCGGAGCGUCGGCGGGAUACGGCGUCGGCAGCCGACCUGAGAUACUUUGCGAUCCCGGAUAUCAAGAAGCGGAUCGAGGCGCUCGAGAACGACAAGAAGACGUCGGACCAGGCGUUGCUCGAGGACCUUGUGACGCCGGAGAUUAUUUCGGAGACGGUUGCGCGGCUGACAGGAAUCCCGGUGAACAAGCUGACACAGGCGGAGAACGUGAAGCUGAUCAACAUGGAGCGCGAGCUUGCUCGACAGGUUGUGGGCCAGACGGAGGCGGUGAAGGCGGUGUCGAACGCGAUCCGGCUUUCACGCGCGGGGCUGUCUAAUCCGAAUGCUCCCAGCAGUUUUAUGUUUUUGGGACUGUCGGGGUCGGGCAAGACGGAGCUGGCGAAGAAGCUCGCGGGAUUCUUGUUUGCGGACGAGAAGGCGAUGAUCCGGAUUGAUUGCUCGGAGCUGGGCGACAAGUGGUCGGCAUCGAAGCUGCUGGGCGCCGCGCCGGGAUACGUCGGAUAUGAGGAAGGUGGAAUCCUGACGGAGGCACUGCUGCGUCGGCCGUACUCUGUGCUGCUGUUUGACGAGGUCGAGAAGGCGGCGCCGGAGGUGUUGACGGUGCUGUUGCAGCUGCUGGACGAUGGUAUUAUCCACUCGUCGUCGGGCAAGCUUGUGAAUGCGGCGAACUGCAUCGUGAUUAUGACGUCGAACCUGGGGGCGGAGUACAUUCAGCAGACGUCGAGCUCGCAUAUCGACGAGGUGACCAAGUCGCAUGUGAUGGAGGCGGUGCGGGCGCACUUCCGACCGGAGUUUCUGAACCGGAUAUCGUCGAUGGUUGUGUUCAACCGGCUGUCGAAGAAGAACAUCAAGAAGAUUGUGGAGUUGCGGAUCAAGGAGAUUGGCAAGCGGAUGGAGGCCAAUAAUAAGAACAUCACAAUCACGGUCGACGAGGCGGCGAAGGACUACCUGUGCGAGCACGGAUAUUCAAGAGACCUGGGCGCGCGGCCGCUGAACCGGUUGAUUCAGAACGAGAUCCUGAAUAAGCUGGCGGUGUUGAUUCUGCGGAACCAGGUGCGGGAUAACGAGGAGGCGAAAGUGAGGUUGUCGGAGGCGGGCGAUGGGCUGAAGGUGUUGCCUAACCACGAGCAGGACAUAGAUAUGGAGCCGAUGGAGAUUGACAGUGAAGACGAGGAUCUGAUGGAUGAGGAUGUUGAGUGAGAGUGAGAUAGUUGAUAGGAGUUGAUAAUAAGAGGUUGUUAAUAAUAGUAUUGCUUAUUGCUCAUUCAAU
Myxozyma melibiosi is the source of this 2841-nucleotide messenger RNA. RefSeq lists its product as uncharacterized. Gene Ontology annotation, molecular function: ATP binding; ATP hydrolysis activity. The transcript has 2 exons. Gene Ontology annotation, cellular component: cytoplasm. The record is from RefSeq and is a predicted model, not a curated record. Gene Ontology annotation, biological process: cellular response to heat. Lineage: Eukaryota; Fungi; Ascomycota; Lipomycetes; Lipomycetales; Lipomycetaceae. The coding region runs from base 84 to 2771 and encodes 895 amino acids.